Tarenaya hassleriana is the source of this 2381-nucleotide messenger RNA. RefSeq names its product probable metal-nicotianamine transporter YSL7. The transcript is spliced from 7 exons. Gene Ontology annotation, molecular function: oligopeptide transmembrane transporter activity. Gene Ontology annotation, cellular component: membrane. NCBI's taxonomy places the organism in Eukaryota, Viridiplantae, Streptophyta, Magnoliopsida, Brassicales, Cleomaceae. Bases 118 to 2202 code for a protein of 694 amino acids. The record is from RefSeq and is a predicted model, not a curated record.
CCCUCUCUCCGUAAUUCCAUAGCAGAGAGAGAGAGAGAGAGAAACCGAAAGAGAGAGAGCGACCUCGGGAGCAUCGGUUUCGGAGGUCAGUCAGGUCGGAGUCGAGACGCGGCGGCGAUGGCGAUGGAGGACGAUCGGAGCAAGAAGGACGACGAUUUCAACGAUACGGUGGCGGAGGAGACCUCCGUCGAGAGGAUAUUCGAGGAGAGCGGCGCUGUUCCUCCGCCGUGGCAAAACCAGUUGACUAUACGAGCACUGGUCGUGAGUUUCGUCCUCUCGAUCAUGUUCACUUUCGUGGUGAUGAAGCUGAAUCUGACCACCGGAAUCAUCCCGUCGCUCAACAUCUCCGCCGGUCUCCUGGGUUUCUUCUUCGUCAAGACAUGGACGAAGCUUCUCCACAAGGCUGGGUACCUGAAGCAGCCCUUCACCAGGCAGGAGAACACUGUCAUUCAGACUUGCGUCGUCGCUUCCUCCGGCAUCGCCUUUAGCGGAGGGUUUGGAAGCUACCUGUUUGGAAUGAGUGAUGUGGUGGCCAAACAGAUAUCGCCAGAACCCAGCCCUCCGAUGACCAUAAAGAACCCACAAUUGGGAUGGAUGAUUGGGUUUCUUUUCGUCGUUAGCUUCAUCGGCCUUUUCUCUGUGGUGCCUCUGCGAAAGAUCAUGAUCGUUGACUUCAAACUGACAUAUCCAAGCGGUACUGCCACUGCCCAUCUCAUCAACAGCUUCCAUACCCCUCAAGGUGCAAAGCUAGCUAAGAAGCAAGUGAGAACUUUGGGGAAGUUCUUCUCUUUCAGUUUCUUGUGGGGUUUCUUUCAGUGGUUUUUCACUGGCGGUGAUGACUGUGGUUUCACCGCCUUCCCUACAUUUGGUCUCAAAGCUUAUGCAAGCAAGUUCUUCUUUGAUUUCUCUUCUACUUAUGUCGGUGUCGGGAUGAUUUGCUCGUAUUUGAUCAACAUAUCUGUUCUCCUUGGAGCGAUCCUCUCGUGGGGCGUUAUGUGGCCUCUGAUAGGAGCCCAGAAAGGGAAAUGGUAUUCUUCUGAGAUCCCUGCAAGCAGUCUCCAUGGACUUCAAGGUUACAGGGUGUUUAUAGCCAUAGCUAUGAUCCUCGGUGAUGGCAUCUACAGUUUCAUCAAGGUUCUUUUCAACACUCUUCUCUUCUACUUAUGUCGGUGUCGGGAUGAUUUGCUCGUAUUUGAUCAACACUCUUUUGUUCUUCCAGUCGAUGACCGGUCUCCCUCUUUCCCAUCCGUUUCUUUCGAUGACAAACGAAGAACCGAGCUCUUCCUCAAGGACGGGAUCCCUGCAUGGUUUGCAGUUGGUGGUUACGUUAUCUUCUCAGCGAUUUCCAUAAUCGCCGUUCCCUUCAUCUUCCCGCAGCUAAGAUGGUACUACAUCCUUGUAAUGUACCUCAUCGCCCCCAUCCUCGCCUUUUGCAAUGCCUUUGGAUGUGGACUUACCGAUUGGUCAUUAGCAUCUAACUAUGGAAAGAUUGCGAUUUUCGCAAUCGGUGCCUGGGCUGGAGCCUCCAAUGGAGGAAUUAUAGCCGGACUUGCUGCUUGUGGUGUCAUAAUGAACAUUGUCUCCACAGCUUCUGACCUGAUGCAGGAUUUCAAGACAGGUUACCUGACAUUGGCUUCUCCAAGAUCUAUGUUUAUCAGCCAAGUCAUAGGAACCGCGAUGGGCUGCUUGAUUUCACCAAGCGUUUUCUGGCUAUUCUACACGGCGUUUGACGGGUUUGGACAAUCUGGGUCGGCGUACCCCGCUCCAUUCGCCCUCGUGUACAGAAACAUGUCCAUUCUCGGAGUCGAAGGCUUCUCAACCUUGCCUAAACACUGCCUCAUGCUAUGCUACAUUUUCUUCGGGGGAUCAUUCGCUGUGAACGGUUUAAGAGACGCGGUCGGACCCAAGUGGUCGAGGUUUAUCCCUCUCCCGAUGGCGAUGGCGAUUCCUUUCUACCUCGGAGGGUAUUUCGCCGUCGACAUGUGUGUCGGAAGCCUCAUCUUGUUCAUAUGGAGGAAGGUGAAUAAACCUAACGCAGACGCUUUCAGCCCGGCCGUAGCUUCCGGUUUGAUUUGCGGAGAUGGAAUUUGGACAUUGCCCAACUCGAUUCUCGCCUUGGCCGGUGUCAAGCCGCCGAUUUGCAUGAAGUUCUUGUCGAGCUCGGACAACGUGAGGGUCGAUGAUUUCCUAAACUCUUCUUAAAGAUCUCUCUUUUGGUCGGCGCUUGCUGUUAGGAUUCUGUGCUUCGAUCGUUUCGUGGUGUGUUUUCUGCCAUAUUCUAAGUUGCUUAGUCUAUUGUUCCUAUGUUGUUACUCUUAGUAUGUACAAACACAUUAAAUAAACGUGUUGUUCAUUUUCUUCUAUGUCCGUUUCAUAUGUUA